AUGAACAGGUCUGUGGGUCACCUCGGCUGUCCACGAGACGCCCUCGGACUGGGAGCAGGCUGCUGUGGGUGGUGAGAGCACCUUUCUAGGGACAGGGUCCGAAGCGGUCUUCAGCUCUUCGAGGAGUUCCGUGAUCCCAUAGGACUUGGUCCGCUGGAUCCAGGAUCUGGCAGAUUGACACUCUCUCUUUCAUUUCCAAGGCAGAUCGGGAGCGGUGCCGAGAAAAAUUUCCUUACUAGAUGACAUUUCAUCGCAAUGUCCGAUCGUUUGGGGCAAAUAACCAAGGGCAAGGAUGGGAAAAGCAAGUACUCGACCCUCAGCCUGUUUGAUAAGUAUAAAGGGAAGGCAGUAGACGCGGUUCGCCCCUCAGUUAUUCCUAGACAUGGCUUACAGAGUCUCGGGAAAGUUGCCACAGCCCGGCGCAUGCCACCACCUGCAAACCUGCCAAGCCUGAAGUCUGAAAACAAAGGAAACGACCCCAACAUCGUGAUAGUACCCAAGGACGGGACAGGAUGGGCAAACAAGCAGGACCAGCAAGACCCAAAGAGUUCCAGUGUGACGGCCUCUCAGCCGCCGGAGUCGCUGCCGCAGCCGGGUUUGCAGAAAUCUGUCUCCAAUUUGCAGAAACCGACACAGUCAACCAGUCAGGAGAAUACCAGUUCAGUGCCAGGUGGGCCAAAGUCAUGGGCACAGCUGAAUGGAAAGCCAGCAGGACACGAAGGUGGUUUAAGGGGCUCAAGCCGACUAUUAUCCUUCUCUCCCGAGGAAUUUCCGACGCUGAAAGCAGCUGGAGGGCAGGACAAGGCUGGCAGAGAAAAGGGCGUCUUAGAUCUGUCGUAUGGGCCAGGACCAAGCCUCCGCCCUCAGAAUGUGACAAGCUGGAGGGAGGGCGGUGGGCGAAACAUAAUUUCUGCCACGUCUCUGAGCGCCUCCCCGACUGAGCUGGGCAGCAGGAAGUCGAGUACGGGAGACGGAGCCCCCUCCUCGGCAUGUACCAGCGACUCUAAGGACCCCUCUCUCCGCCCGGCUCAGCCUGUCCGCAAAGGGGCUUCACAGUUCAUGGGAAAUGUAUACCACCCACCUACAUACCAUGACAUGCUUCCUGCUUUUAUGUGUUCGCCACAGUCACCAGAGAACCAGGGUCCAGUGGAACGAGGCUCUUUCCCCCUUCCUCAGCUCCGCCUUGAGCCCCGGGUUCCUUUUAGACAGUUCCAGAUGAAUGAGCAAGACGGAAAAGAAAACCGGCUGGGAAUGACCCGCCCAAUGCGUCCACUGAGGCAGCUGGUGGAACGGGCGCCCCGGCCUACCAUCAUCAACGCUGAAAACCUGAAGGGCCUUGACGAUCUGGACACUGACGCUGACGAUGGCUGGGCAGGCCUCCAUGAAGAAGUGGACUAUUCUGAGAAGUUGAAGUUCAGUGACGAUGAAGAGGAGGAAGAGGUUGUGAAGGACGGCAGGCCCAAGUGGAACAGCUGGGACCCUGGAAGGCAGCAGCAGCUGUCGAUGAGCUCCGUGGACAGCUCCGAUGCCAGGCGUACCCAGGAGGAAGGGAAGGACUGGAGUGAAGCGGUGGGCAUGCCCCGCGUCGUCCGCAAGGUGCCGGAACCUCAGCCGCCUUCCAGGAAGCCCCACAGCUGGGUGUCGAGCCCUGAUUGCCAGAAGCCCUCCAUGGGCAGCGUGUUCCGGCAGCAGUCUGUGGAGGACAGGGAGGACAAGCCACCCCCGCGGCAGAAGUUCAUCCAGUCGGAGAUGUCCGAGGCCGUGGAGCGAGCCCGAAAGCGCCGGGAGGAAGAAGAGCGCCGUGCCCGGGAAGAGAGGUUGGCCGCCUGUGCCGCCAAACUCAAACAGCUCGACCAGAAGUGUAAGCAGGCCCAGAAGGCCAGCGAGGCCCAGAAGCAGGUGGAGAAGGAAGCCCCCCGAUCUCCAGGCACCGACAAGGCGACCCCGCAGGAGAACGGUCCUAUUGUCCGCAAAGGCUCCCCAGAGUUCCCUGCCCAGGACGCCCCCUCCGCAUUCUCAGAAGAGGCACCCCCGGCCUCGCCGGCCAUGGUUCAGAGCAGCACCAGUGAGGAGGAAGGCAGGGAGGCCGCGUCCCCUGCACAGGAGUUCAGCAAGUAUCAGAAGUCCCUUCCGCCCCGCUUCCAGCGCCAGCAGCAGCAACAGCAGCAGGAGCAGCUGUACAAGAUGCAGCACUGGCAGCCCGUGUACCCACCGCCCUCCCACCCGCAGCGCACCUUCUACCCUCACCACCCCCAGAUGCUGGGCUUCGACCCCCGGUGGAUGAUGAUGCCUUCAUACCUGGACCCUCGGAUCCCUCCCGCUCGGACCCCCGUGGACUUCUACCCCUCGGCUCUGCACCCUUCAGGGCUGAUGAAACCCAUGCUGCCCCCAGAUUCCCUCGGUGGGACUGGCUGGCCCUCUGAGGAUCAGAACUGUGUGCCCCCACUCCAAGAAAGAAAAGCGACCGCCAUCGACCCAGCCCCGGGGUGGAGCCCAGAGAGUUACACGGCGCUGCAGAACAAGGGCUACCCGCUCCCCCACCCCAAGUCGAGUGACCCCUUGGCUGUGGACAUGCAUGCCAGGAAUGAGAGCCCUUACUCUGCCUCCCCCAGAAGGUCAGGGGGCGUAAGUGCCCAGCGCGAUCUCUUUGAGGAGAGAGGGGAGGAGUACUUGAGUGCUUUUGACAAGAAGGCCCAAGCAGACUUUGACAGCUGUAUCUCUGCCCAGAGCCUAGGCCAGGAACUCUUGUUUCCAUCCCAGGAAAAUGUGCAGGAAGCCGGUGCUCCCCCGAGUCACACCCAAAGCCUCAGGUGUUCUCCACUGGAGCCUGCCUUUGUCCCAGCGGAGAACAAGCCUGACUAUGGCAGCCGGGACGGUGGCCUCCGCCCCACAGCCGGCAGCGUCAAGCAGGAGGCACCCAGGGAGGAGCCGUCCUUCAGCGUUCCCUCCUGGGAGAAGGAAGGGAGCCCCGGUAGGCAGACAUCCUCAGAGCCUGAAUGGACCCCUGAGCCCCGAAAUGCCAACAGCCAGCCCCAGGAGCAGCCGGGCAGGACCCGGAGGUCGGGCCCCAUCAAGAAACCCGUGCUCAAAGCCCUCAAGGUUGAGGAGAAGGAGAAGGAGCUCGAGAAGAUGAAGCAGGAGCUUGGGGAGGACAGUGCCCAGGACAAGGAGCCCAGUGGCAAGACCGAGAAGGACGAGGAUGAGGAGAAUGAUCCCGCCCGGGCCAACUCCACCCCAUCUGCAGCAGAGGACAGAGCGCCUCCCCGGGCUAGCUCUGGCCACGAGGCCAGCAGGUUUGAAGAGGACGAGAAGCCCGACAAGGCCUGGGAGAGCAGACCCUCCCGAGAGGCCAUUGACACUCCACCCACGAAGAGAAAUAACUGGAUCUUCAUCGACGAGGAGCAAGCCUUUGGGGGCCGAGGGCAGGCCCGGGGCCGAGGCCGGGGCUUCCGAGAAUUCACUUUCCGGGGUCGACCUGCUGGCAGCAGUGCAAGCAGCCUCUGUGGUGCAGGUGUCCUGGGGGCGCGUGGCAUCUACAGCCCCAGCCAGCGGAGCGGCCGAGGCCGUGGGCUGCGAGACUUCGCCCAGCCCGAAGACGGGCCCCGAGCCAAGCCCCGGCGCAGGAUCGCCAGCGAGACCCACAGCGAGGGUUCGGAGUAUGAAGAGCUUCCCAAGCGGCGGCGGCAGCGGGGCUCCGAGGACGGGAGCGAGGGCUCAGCCCUGGAGCGGGAGGAGAGCGCCCUGAAGAGGGGCGAUGCCCGAGAUUCCUGGCGGUCCAGCAAGGUGUACCCCGAGGACCCCGGGGCACUGGACGCUAAGAGCCGAGGCCCUCGGGCCUUCGGGCGAGCCCUCCCUCCCCGGCUGAGCCAUUGUGGGUAUGGGCGGAGGGCCUUUGUUUCCAAAGAGUCACCGCACUGGCAGGGCAGGGGCCUGGGCAGCUCCUGGCAGGAGUCCGGCCCGACCGACACGUGCGGGGCACGGCGGCCCACGGACCGGGCCUGCGCCCCAGACUCCUACAGACACUCGGAGUCGUUUGGCGGCAGGGCCUUUGAGGACAGCCGCAUGGAGGACAGGAGGUCCUUCUUCCCAGACGACCACGGGGCCGAUGCUGAAAACGCUGAGAACCGGCCCUUCAGGAGAAGGCGCCCACCGCGCCAGGACAAGCCUCCCCGCUUCAGGCGCCUCCGGCAAGAGCGGGAGUCCCUGGGCCUGUGGGGGGCCGAGGAGGAGCCCCGCCUGCUGGCAGGGCAGUGGCCAGGCAGGGCCAAACUCUGUCCAGGGGACAAGAGCGGCGCUGUGGGCCGCAGGUCCCCCGAGCUGCCCUACCAGCACUCCUCUGACCAUGCCAACGAGGAGUGGGAGACGGCCUCAGAGAGCAUCAGUGAGCGGCGGGAGCGGCGGGAAGGCCACAGUGCCGAGCCCGACCCCCAGGGGGACGGCGGCCUGUCCGGGGCCAGUGCAGGAGAGAAGAAGGAGCUGGCCAAGAGGAGCUUCUCCAGCCAGAGGCCCCUGGCCGACAGACAGAGCCGGAAGCUGGAGCCGGGAGGGUUUGGGGAGAAGCCCGGUAGGCCAGGUGGUGGUGAGACCUCUCCCCGUUAUGACAGCCAACAGAAUGGGACGCCUUUGAAAGCCAAAAGGUCCCCAGAAGAGGCCUUGCCAGGAGGGCUUGGUGGCUGCAGUGGUGGGAGCAGCCACUCGCCCUAUGCCCACACCAGCGCUGACGUCCCCGAAGCUUCUAGCAAGAAGGCAGAGAAGGAGGCAGAGGUGGCCGCUCCGAGGGCCGGCGGCCAGGGAGAGGACCUGAGGCAGUUUGACUUGAGCUAUGGAAAUGCUAUCAUUGACGACUGCGCCUCCAGCCAUGUGGAGGAGAGCGAGGUGGGCUCUAUGGUGGGCGAAGGCUUCAUCGAAGUCCUGACCAAGAAACAGCGCCGCCUGCUGGAGGAGGAGAGGAGAAAGAAGGAGCAAGCCGUGCAGGUGCCUGUCAAAGGUCGAGGCCUCUCUUCCCGCAUUCCUCCUCGAUUUGCUAAGAAACAGAACAGCUUGUGUGUGGAGCAGGGCGACGUGAGCGUCCCAGGCAGUAGCCUGGGCACCGAGAUCUGGGAGAACAGCCAAGCCCUCCCCGUGCAGGCCUCCGCAGGCGAGUCCUGGAGGAAAGCCGUCACUGCCUUCAACGGCGCAGAGCCCGGCGCCGCCGAGGGUUUUAAGAGCAGCCAGGGCGAUAGUGGAGUUGACUUGAGUGCCGAGUCCAGGGAGUCGUCGGCGACCUCUUCACAGCGCAGCUCCCCGUAUGGUACUCUGAAGCCAGAGGAGGUGAACGGACCCGGCCUGGCGGAGCCCAAGGCUGACAGCCACAAGGAGCAGGCUCAGAAGCAGUCUGAGCAGAAGGAUUCAGAACAAGGCUCGGGACAGAGCAAGGAGCACAGACCAGGACCCAUCGGCAAUGAGCGUUCUCUGAAAAACAGAAAGGGCUCGGAAGGGGCCGAGCGGCUGCAGGGGGCCGUCGUCCCACCUGUUAAUGGGGUCGAGAUUCACGUGGACUCCGUGCUGCCUGUGCCGCCCAUCGAAUUUGGAGUCAACCCAAAAGACUCCGAUUUCAGCUUGCCACCUGGCUCUGCCUCUGGUCCUGCCGGGAAUCCGGUUGUCAAACUGCAGGACGCACUGGCCAGUACUGCAGGGUUGGCACAGAGCAUUCCUAUCCUCCGGCGGGAUCAUCACAUUCAGAGGGCCAUCGGCCUGUCCCCGAUGUCCUUCCCCACCGCCGACCUCACUCUGAAGAUGGAGUCUGCGCGCAAGGCUUGGGAAAACUCCCCCAGCUUGCCAGAGCAGAGCUCACCAGGAGCGGCCGGCUCUGGCCUCCAGCCUCCAUCCUCCGUGGGCGCCUCCAGCGGGGUCAACUACAGCUCCUUUGGCGGAGUGUCCAUGCCGCCCAUGCCUGUGGCCUCCGUCGCGCCUUCCGCGUCCAUGCCAGGAAGCCACCUCCCGCCUCUGUACCUGGACGGCCCUGUGUUCGCAAGUCAGCCGCGGCUGGUCCCUCAGACCAUACCUCAGCAGCAGGGUUAUCAGCAGGCUGCUGCGGCCCAGCAGAUCCCCCUGUCUCUGCACACGUCUCUGCAGGCUCAGGCUCAGCUGGGACUGAGGGGUGGCCUGCCCGCCUCCCAGUCGCAGGAGAUCUUCAGCUCCUUGCAGCCCUUCAGGUCCCAGGUGUACAUGCAUCCCAGCCUGUCGCCUCCCAGCACCAUGAUCCUCUCGGGGGGUACAGCCUUGAAGCCCCCGUACUCGGCGUUCCCGGGCAUGCAGCCCUUGGAGAUGGUGAAGCCUCAGUCCGGCUCGCCCUCCCAGCCUGUGAGCGGGAGCCAAGCCCUGGUCUACGAGGGCCAGCUCGGCCAGGCAGCUGGCCUGGGCGCCUCCCAGAUGUUGGACUCACAGCUGCCACAGCUCACCAUGCCGCUGCCCCGGUACGGCUCUGGGCAGCAGCCCCUCCUCCUGCCACAGUCCAUUCAGCUGCCGCCGGGACAGAGUCUGUCUGUUGGGGCUCCCCGAAGGAUUCCCCCGCCUGGGUCCCAGCCCGUCCUCAACGCCAGCAGAGAGUCCUCGCAGAUGGAGAUGAAAGGCUUCCACUUUGCCGACAGUAAACAGAAUGUUCCUACAGGAGGCUCCGGGGCAUCCCCACAGACCUACAGGCCUAGCUCUGCUAGCCCCAGUGGGAAGCCCUCUGGAUCAGCAGUUAACAUGGGCUCUGUGCAGGGACACUUCGUGCAACAGGCAAAGCAGCGAGUGGAUGAAAAACCCAGCCUGGGAGCCGUGAAGCUGCAGGAGGCCCCCUCGGCUGCGUCCCAGAUGAAGCGAACUGGAGCAAUCAAGCCUCGGGCUGUCAAAGUGGAGGAGAGCAAGUCCUGAAGGUGCCCGGCCGCCACCUCGCCUCACCCAAUGGGGACGGUGCCGCCACUCAGCCUCACAGAGUCCAUGCUCAGGAACCUCGCCAGACCCACUGUCCCAACGCCUGGCCUGGACCGAGAGGUCUCCCUUCUCUUCUCCACUCCUGAAAGCUCCAUUGUCAACCAGCUUGCACCGUGGAUAGACGGCAAUGACCCGCUUGCUUUGAUACAAAACGAACAGAUGAGCAGACAACUCCUCCAUCCCCUUUCUUCUGUGACCGUGGAGUGACUCCGCCUCUGUGCAGUGUAGACCCGCCCGCCCGCCCAGCGCCAGGGGCCAGGGGCCUUCUCGGUGUUUCUGGCUCAGCCUCCCUGUCCCUGAGCACUGCGGUUUGGCAGCAGGAACAUUUUAGUUUGAGGCUUUUUGUUUUAAAAAGCAGCUAAAGUUUUUACAAAGGGGAGAGAAAAGGAAACAGCCGAGCUGCGAGCACGUGGCUGAGCUCCCGUGCGGUCUCUGCCACCACCACCCCGCCCUCUGUCUCCAACGGUUUCCUUUAACCUCUGUCCGGUUUAAUUUGAUCUUCCCUGCGGUACCUUCGGAAAUGACGCUCUGCGUGGCCCCCCUGGCCCCCCACCUCUCCAGUGGUUAUCCUCUGAGGUUAUUUGCUAAAAAGAAGUGGAGGUCCGUGCGGGCCCAGUGGUGAGCUGUGUCGUCAGGUCCCCUGGAAGCCUAGGGGUCUCCGUGGGAGCCGGCUGACAACGUCUUAGCGUAAAGGUGGCAGAGUGUCUGUCUCAGGCACUCCGGGCACCCACCACUGGAGACGGUGCUGAGUCACCAGUGAUUUUCAGGUUGGCCUGGAGCUCCACCCCCCCACCCCGUGGGCCUCUGCCUUUCCAUGCUCACCUCCUGUUCCCAAUUCUUCCAUAAUCUAUUUUCUUUCCUUCUGGCUCCUGCAUCCCUGUCUCUGCGCCUCUCACGCUCAUCACCUGCUCACAUGGUGGGUGACAGGAACAUGUGGACACAUACCUAGUGGGGUCUGCAGCAGAGGCAUGUGGUCCCCAGGGAAGGCCUGGGGGUCCUGUGCAUUCUGUGUGUCUCCACUCCCAGAAGCAGACCCACGUUGUCAGGACGUGUACCUGUGCCAAGCAGCAGGGGUCAGCGUGUGGGGGCCGAGAGAAGGGUGGGGCACCGAGGGGGCAGAGGGCUGACCGUGGGCAGCCUCUAAAGAAUGACGGCAUCGAAGCCAGUGGAGCCACCUGCAGCAGGACAUGUGUGGGAGCCAUUAUAUAUAUGUGGGGCUUUUGUUACUGUUUUCAAAUGAGGAGGAAGGAAAUUAUCCCAGAUUCUGUCAUUCCAAGGAGAGGGAGGGGACAUUUCCAGUUUCUCCAAUGCUGCCUGUCGUCACUGGCGCUGGCAGGGAGGAGCCCUGGCUCAGGACCAUCACCCUGGGUGGGUCAGAGCCGCCUGGGCUCCAGGUUCUGAGCUCCUGCCUAGUGCAGAGCCUGGGAAGGCAUCAGGCCCAGACCUGCUGAAGUCACUCGUCACCACUUUGAGGCACAGAGGAACAGGGGUCCAGUAUGCUGCGGGCACUGCCCGCUGUCCAGGAAGGGGCGGUGCUAUUGAAGGGCACUUUACCACUUGCUCUGUAGCUCCCGGCGGCUCCCCUGCCUCUGCCCUCAGACCUGCCUGGCUUAUCCCUUUUCUUUGUCCCCUGAGUCUUCACACUUCAGUCCCUUCUCCAAGGGCUGCCCAUGCAACAGCACCCCAGCACCGCCGGCCACUGUCCCUCAUCUGCUCUCCCUUCUCCCCUGCAAGUGUCUGGUCACC
Molecule: messenger RNA, 8703 nt
Organism: Tupaia belangeri chinensis (Chinese tree shrew)
Lineage: Eukaryota; Metazoa; Chordata; Mammalia; Scandentia; Tupaiidae
Gene: PRRC2B
Product: proline rich coiled-coil 2B
Biological process (GO): cell differentiation
Source: RefSeq, a predicted model, not a curated record